UGUAUCGAAGGAGCGGGGGUAAGGCAUUCGUGGUGGUUGUUAAGCAUCACGAUGUAUUCAUUUAGAUUAAUUGUAGGAGCGCUCUGUUUUUUAAUUUGAGUCAUUUGUGUGUGAUGGUGCAGAAAGCUCUGUUGCUCGGGGCAACAGCUUGCAUUGGAACCAGGACGUUUGUUCUUUUAAGAGCACAAAAACAGGCUUUUCACUUUGGGUUUGCUGGUCAUCCUUGCUUGUCUGCCUCGCUGUAACACGAAACCCCUCCCACUAUGUAUUGACUGUCAGCUGUUUCCAACAAUGGAUCUGCUUCUUGGAAACAGACAGAGCAAACACACCGCAACGGAACAGGUGGUGCAUAGCAUUGAAAUGCAGAAGCGUACAAACGAGAUGGCUUCUCAACAAAAGUCAGAGAGAGUAGUGAGGGACGCUGGUACUGGAGCUGCAAGUCACACCCAUUUUCCUGUUUCUGGGGAGAAGGUAUCUGUGCCGGGAGCCACAGCAGGUAAAAGAAAGGAAAAACGGAACAAUCUGGAUGGAACCCAAACAGGAUCUGCUUUGUGUCCAAAGGAAGGACGACAGGUUGUUACCAAAGGGUUUACAAUAAAACCAAUUGUCCCUGCAAAGAAGAGCGAUGUUCUGUCAGUUGCCAAAGCCAUGCACAGAGAGAAAUUUGGAGAGAGAGUGAAAGAACUGUUUGAUCCAGAGAGGGAUGCUGCACUGAAGGCAAUACAAACAGGUAUUUACAUUGGAUGGAGAUCUCCUGAGUACUCCUGGGAUUGCUUCCGACUUGGAGAUGCGUCCAAGUGUUUCUGUGGACACCUACUGAAUGAACACAAGAGUUACUCAGGUAUCAGUGUGCGGGUGCCCUGUGCUGCCCAGUCGUGUAAAUGCAAAGCCUUUGCCUUCAUCCCUUCUCGACCAGAGGAAGCUGGUGAAUUCUGGUUAAAGAAAAGACCAGGCUUCGACCCAGCUGCUUGGAGAGCAAUGUGCAGAUGUAAACAUUCUCAUGAGGAACACGACCCAACAAAUAGCCAUGCUUGCAAGAAAAAAGGUUGUCGAUGUCAACUUUUCGAAUCCAGCUUUGUCUGUGCCUCUUGCGACAGGCAUUGGGAACAACAUGAAACAUUUUUUGAUACAGAGGACUCGAGAAAGAAAUCUGGCCUUCCGUAUGACUACAGCGACACCGCUCAGUUCACACCACCAUAGCAGUUAAACGUGUUGGAGAAGGUUUCAAAACAACCAAGGUUUAUUAGCGACUUUCAAGGUGAGGCAAAGUAAUAAUGUUGAUUAGUAAUACCUACAUAUCAGCCUAAUAAUAAGGAAUAAUAAUAAAUCCCCCUGGUAGUCCGCUGUUUAGCAAACCCAUUUUAUUAAUAUUCAAAUUCUAAACUGCUAGUAGAAGCAGCUUGUAAACUGCAGUUUAGCGGACCCAGCUUAUGCAAAUUGUAACAAUUCUAACAAUAGUUUAAUGCAGUCGUUCCCAACCCUGAUCCUGUGGACCCCCUGUGUCUGCUGGUUUUCAUCCAAGCUCUCAAUUACUUAACUAGACCGUUAAUUGGACUGAUAAUUUGCUCAAUUAGACUUUUUAAAAUUGUUUUCAGUUUUCAACUCCCCAGUAAUGUUGUUGAAGCUGACACCCUAGGAUCCUUCAAGAUGCUGCUUGAUGAAAUUCUGGGAUCAAUAAGCUACUAACAAUCAAACGAGCAAGAUGGGCUGAAUGGCCUGCUCUCGUUUGAAAACUUUCUUAUGUUCUUAACUGUUUAAGAGCUGACAGCAAUUAAAAAGGUGUAAUUAAGCAAAUGAUCAGUUAAAUGAAGGGUCUAGUUAAGUAAUUAAGAGCUCAGUUGGAAUGAAAACCAGCAGACACAGGGGGUCCCCCGGACCAGGGUUGGGAACCACUGGUUUAGAGGACCCAGGUUGUGAAUAUUAUGACAUCGUUUUAGGUAGGGGUUUGGGGGCCUGUCCUCGACAGACACAGAUACUUGUUAUGCGUAAAUGCCUCUGUGAUUAUUCAUGGCUGGCUAUGGCCCUGUGUGUAAUUCAAUAUAUUAACGUAACAUUAUUCAGCAGGUUUCAUUCGACAUUAUGAAGAUAAAUUUGUUCAUUAUAUAGGGUGAUGCAAAACAUUUGGCCAUAGCUGUAUAUUUAAAUACUAAAAUGACUACCUGGUACAGUACUGUAUCUCCCCUCGUUUCAACCAAAUAAAAUAGAUGACAUCUCCAAUCGAACACACAGUACAUAAAACCACAAAGGUUUCAAGUGUAAAAGCAAAGCCCUAAAACCAAUUGAAGUCUGAGUACAUGUCCAUCUUGUCCUUAAAAUUAAACAAGUAAACAUCUUUCAGUACAAGAUCAAGAAUAAUACCCUAACAUUGUUAGGUGCCGUCAACUUGCUUACAUUGAUAAAAUUAACAGCAAUCCUUAAUGGC
Molecule: messenger RNA, 2422 nt
Organism: Acipenser ruthenus (sterlet)
Lineage: Eukaryota; Metazoa; Chordata; Actinopteri; Acipenseriformes; Acipenseridae
Product: protein FAM221B-like
Exons: 7
Coding region: 292-1200 (302 amino acids)
Source: RefSeq, a predicted model, not a curated record